Molecule: messenger RNA, 3357 nt
Organism: Xyrauchen texanus (razorback sucker)
Lineage: Eukaryota; Metazoa; Chordata; Actinopteri; Cypriniformes; Catostomidae
Product: glucoside xylosyltransferase 2-like
Exons: 7
Coding region: 140-1474 (444 amino acids)
Biological process (GO): protein O-linked glycosylation via N-acetylgalactosamine
Molecular function (GO): UDP-xylosyltransferase activity
Source: RefSeq, a predicted model, not a curated record
ACUGAGUGAGCAUCGUCCUCAUCAUCAUUCAUCACAGAAGCACAAAUGAUGAAGUAUGGCUGCACCCUAAAAUAUCUCCUCAUGUUUUAACCAGAACCAUGGUUAAAACAUUUCCACUCGAACGGAAUACUUUUUCACCAUGAGAAUUCACUGCAAGAUUGUGGUGAUAGCGAUAUGUUUCGGAGUUUUCCUACUUUUGUACUUUUUCGGGGGCAACGCUGCGGACGAGCCGCCGUUAAAAGAAGUUGCGAAAGAAAAACAUUUCCCAUUUUCGCUUGACAUCGAGGACAUCGCACCGGUGAAAGAAACGAAACAACCCCCAGAAGAGCCGCAAAUACCAGCGAAACUAAUCCGCAAAACUGACCGCAAAGAGCCAAAGUUGAACAGCAGAGGAGGGAAUGUCAGCGCAAAGACUGGUCAGAAGAGUGAGAUGAGGCAGCCUGGGUCAAAGGUCAACCAAGCAGAGGAUGUCAUGCACCUGGCGGUGGUGGCUUGUGGGAACCGUCUAGAUGAAACGCUCACUAUGGUGAAGUCGGCACUGCUCUUCAGCAUAAAGAAGAUUAAGUUUCACAUCUUUGCAGAGGAGGACUUGGCCGAACAGUUUGAAAAAGGGUUCAGUCAGUGGCCCCUGACAGUGUCCUCCAAGUUUCACUACACCAUAUAUCCAAUCACCUUCUCUGUGGGGAAUGCCGAAGAAUGGAAGAAGCUCUUCAAGCCAUGUGCCGCCCAGAGGCUAUUUCUUCCUGUUAUCCUGAAGGAUGUGGACUCGCUGUUGUACGUAGACACAGAUGUUCUCUUUCUUCGGCCUAUGGAUGACAUCUGGAAGUUUCUGAAGGCUUUCAACAGCUCUCAGCUAGCUGCCAUGGCUCCUGAACACGAGAUUCCCAAGAUUGGCUGGUACAGUCGCUUUGCACGACACCCCUUUUAUGGAGUGACAGGGGUCAAUUCAGGGGUCAUGCUAAUGAACCUCACACGGAUUCGUAGUACUAUGUUCAGGAACAGCAUGAUCGCCAGAGGCCUGUCAUGGGAAAAUCUGCUUCACCCUCUUUAUCAGAAAUAUAAGAUCCACAUCACUUGGGGAGACCAAGACCUCCUCAACAUAAUCUUCCAUUACAAUCCAGAGUGUAUUUACAUAUUUCCAUGCCAGUGGAACUACAGGCCAGAUCACUGCAUGUAUGGAAGCAACUGCAAGGCAGCGGAGGAGGAAGGGGUGUCCAUUCUUCAUGGUAACCGUGGAGUGUAUCAUGACGACAAGCAACCCGCCUUCAGGGUGGUGUACGACGCCAUUCAUGAAUAUCCUUUUGAGGAGAACAUGUUCCAGUCUUUGUUUUACCCUCUUCAAACCACAUUCCUUGACACAGUUAACACCCUCUGUGGACGAAUUCCACAGGUGUUCCUCAAACAGAUUGAGAAGACCAUGAGAGCUGCUUAUGAGAAAAAAGUGGUCCGCCAUGUCCGACCGCCACACAAGUAAUGAGUCUUGACUGUUCAGAGAGCACUUUUUCAACAAGGAAAAAUCUCUACCUGCUACUUAGAUCAGAGUGGUGACAUGUAAUGCCAGAGGCAAGCAACAUGUGGUCCAUCUGCCUUUGUCUGAAGUUCACUAGCCAGAGGAAUUUGAAAUAUUGGAAACAAAUUCCGUUUUGAGCAGCAGUUCGACUCCUGAGAUUGGGUUGCCUUGGAAUUGCUCAGUGGAUUGAUGCAGCAAUGUAAGAGGAAUACCUACGGAAUAAAUGCUACAGAAAGUCCUUGAUUAUCAAACCUCUGGCACAGAAAUGUAAUCAAGUGAAUUAACGAGUGGGUAAUCAACCACCUAAAUGUUACUGAAGAUAAUUAUUUUUAAUGAAAGUAUAUCACAGACUCUUAUGCAAAGCUUUUUUAGCAAAUCCAAAAAUAUGGGUUCAGAGCUGUCGAUAUAAUUUAUAUUUUUUUCUGCAUCUUGUUCAUUAUGUACAGUAUUUCACUAUUGGAUUAUUGGGUUUCUAAUUGGAUAAAAAUUCUAAACAGAUACACCAAUUUGUUUGUGUAUUAAAAGCAUGAUACAGCCUUGUUUUUCAAGCCACAAAAAUGAUAUAGCAUGGCCAGACAACCAAAGAGGACUAGCUUGUCAGCCUUUUAGAGCUCAAUAAGACACCAAGCACAGCCCCUACAUUACAAAGCCCUACUAGUGGAUGCUCUCACUGUUUAUAAGAUUGUUAGUGUGGCAAAAAAAAUGUCAGGGGUUUUUCUUUUUGGGGGGGUUGACACUGUAUAUUUUAAUAUAUAUAUAUUAGAGCUGUCGAAUUUAACGCGUUAAUAAUGCGUUAACGCAAUAUUCCUUUAAUGCCACUAUUUUUUAUGCCGUUAAUUUGCGUCCUUAUAUGACCCUUUUAAUAAACCAUGCAUUGACUGUCGUGAAAGCAGAUGGUGGGAGAUAUUAUGCUGAGACCUGUGCCAAGCAGUUUAUCAGUGUAGCUGGGGAACAUUUAGAAUGAAGUAAACACACAAAAAAAACCUAGUUAGUGCUCAUAACAUGACAGCAGCAGCCAUUUGAACACCUGCCUUACGCUGCGCACCAGAGUUUCAGUGCUUGCCAACGUGUCCAGGAAUGAUAAAGUUUGCUGGAUAAAUUGGAAAAAAUCUGCUCAUCUCAUCUCUAAGCACGCACGUUUGAAGAUCUGUUAAUUCAGGUAUUACACUAAAUUACUUCGAAUUCUGCUCGUAAUAUCAUGUUUGUGCUUGGAUUAAAUGCAAGUAUAAUUAAGAGUGUGUAUGUGCUUUCUUAAUUUACUUUUUGUGCUACAUCAUUUAAUAAAGCACUGACAUAGGCCUAAUGAUUAAUGUGUCAUUAUACCAGAGUCUCUCCGACGAAAUCCAUACACAACUGGUCAAAAAAGAAGCAUAAUACCAACAAUUACAACGGUGAUGUGUCUCACUUUUCCACUUCUGACUGAAUCACCCCAAACGAGUGCGAGCCAUUCUUUUAUGUUGUUUGUUUACAUGUUAUCAUGAAUUAACUCUCCAAUUAAGUUUCUGUCAUUAGCACAUUUAAUCCCACCGAACGGGCUGAAAGGGGACUAAAAAGAGUUGUCGAUGUAUUUUACACAGAGUUGUCAAUUGUAAAUGACAGUGCAGACUUUUUUGCACAUCAGUGGUGCAAAUAGUCACAUAACCAGAGCUAUAAUUCCACUGUGCACCUCUAAAGAUUGUCUGUUAAAACACCAUAAAAGGAAGGAAAUAUGUCCUGUCAUAAUACACAUAAAACUAAUAUAUAUAUACACAGUGCAUCCGGAAAUUGUUCACAGCACUUCACUUUUUCCACAUUUUGUUAUGUUACAGCCUUAUUCCAAAAUUGAUUAAAUUCAUUAUUUUCCUCAA